Molecule: messenger RNA, 2723 nt
Organism: Xenopus laevis (African clawed frog)
Lineage: Eukaryota; Metazoa; Chordata; Amphibia; Anura; Pipidae
Product: lamin-L(II)-like
Exons: 19
Coding region: 265-2631 (788 amino acids)
Source: RefSeq, a predicted model, not a curated record
UGUACUAAAUCCUUACUAUAUGUCUUUCCACCAUAAGAGCCAUAAUCCUUACUAUAUGCUUUCCCCAUUGACUCACUGAGGAACAAUUGGCCUAACGAUGCAGGUAUUUGCUGGGCUAUUUGGCUGCAGAGGGGCCACUCUACACAAUCCCUCCCCGGCUCCGCCUCUCAUUGUGACUGUCACUCACAAGUGUCGCCCAUGGAAACCGACAACAAACCUACAGGAGGGAAGGAGGGAGACUCUGCUGCGGAGUAAAGACCCACCAUGAUCCCCAAGAGCGUCACCCCUGGGGCGGAGCUUGUGAGGCACCACUGUGAGAGGGCGGAGCUGCGGGACAUAAAGGAGAGAUUCACUAACUACAUCCGAAAUGUCAAAAUCCUGCGCAAUCACCUGACACAGGGCGAUGGAUUUGCAGCAGUGCGGCGCCUCGAGCAAGAAGUCCUGGGUAUUCGCACGGCCUACGAACAGGAGAUCCAGUCGCUACGGGAAACACUAGAGAAGUACAGGGAACUGGCACAGGAGGGUAUCAGCAGGGAUAACCCAACAGCACCAGAACAUCACAGCAGGCUAAUGGAACUGAACCGAGACAUCAUGAAAAAAGAUCAGGAGAUCAGAGAUCUGCAGGUCCUUGUGGCUCAGAAAGAGGCAGAAAUGCAAGGGUUAAAAAUGGCGGCAGUUGCUCCGUCCAUCCAACUGGAUGUGGCCAAACAGGAGCUGGAAGAUCUGUAUCGGAGUGUGAGCUCCUCGCAGGAGAGAUACGAGGAGGAACUUUGUAAGCGGCUGCAGCUUCAGGAGCAGGUUGUGGAUCUCACCUGUCGUCUGGAUCAGAUCACUGACAAACACAGAAAGGAGUCACAGGAAAUGAGAGACCGAAUCGACCAAUCAGAGGCCCUCGUGCUCCAACUGGAACAGAAACUGAGGGCGGAGAGUGGGGGAGGCUCCGCCCUGAUGGAGGCCGUGCACAAAAUUCAGGAGGCCAGUGAGGCUGAAGUGAAGAGACUCCAGAAUGAAACAGAGUCUGUCUACAGCCAGAGUCUGUUGCAGCUACAGAUGCGCAUGAACUGCGACCAGAGGCUGCUGAGUCGGACCCAAGAGGAGAAGCAGCAGCUGCAGCAGCAGGUAGAAGAGCUGACAGGGGAGUUGUCGCUGACACACAGAAAGAUAUUCUCAGCAGAGACAGACAGCAGGACGUUGAUGGGGAGACUGGAGUCGGAACUGAGGAGGGAAGGGCAGCGGGUCCGGGAGCUGGAGAUCAGAUUGGAGGAAUUACAGGACGUUCUCUUGGCAAAGCUGAAGGAAUCGGCUGCAUUUCAGGAAACAAACGUCUCGCUGAGGAAUGAACUGGAUGCUCUGAGGUCUCUGCUGGAGGAGGAGGAGCAACAGAUGAGCAGCGACAAGUUCAACUUGGCAACGAGUCUGUCGUCAUGUGCCCCCCCCCUGGCACCUUCGUCCCUCUCCUCCGACCCCCCUGUCUCCCCUCUGAUUGGCUCCCUGGACUCUCCACCUGCCGAAUCCCCCCAAUUACCCACCUCUGCUCAGUCUGAAGAACAGAAGAAAAACUUUGAUAGAAUUGCCAAACAUGGGGAGCAGACACGGCCGACCUCUGCACCCCCUCUCAGCCUCCGCAAUGUUCAACUGGAUCCUCCAGCCACAGUGAGACACAACUUGACUCUGAUUGGACACAAACCCGCCUCCAUAAAUAACUGCACCCCAGCAAUAUCCAGCGCUCUUCGGAAUCUGGCAAUUACAGAGGUGGAUCCUGGGGGCAAAUUUGUGAAGAUCAUGAAUAAAUCUGUGGAUAAAGAAGAAGACAUUGGGGGUUACAUCCUGCAGCAGAAUAUUGGGGGGCACCCCGUGGCCCUGUACAGGUUCCCACCAAAGACUCGGGUGACGGCGCACAGUGAAGUGACAGUGUGGGCGGCCUCCGCUAAUGUUCCACACGAGCCUCCGGGGGAUUUUCUGUGGAAGGAUCUGGAGGAGUUUGUUACGGGGCCACAGGGCACCACAAUCCUGUGCAAAGCCAAUGGGCAUGCCGUGGCGUGGUACACUCCCAUGCGGAAUUCCUGCAGCCGCUCACUGGGGGGAUCAGGAGACGAGACCCCUAAUAUCUCCCGGCUAUGGACUCUGCCCCGACCCCAGGAGAGCGGAGAUUCUCAGCCACAGUCACCAAAACAAGUGCAAGAGGGACCAGAUGAAUUGCAAAAAUGGGAGAAGGGUCCGGUCCUACUCAGACGGGAGAGACUGUCCCCGGCGGUGCUCCCCCCUACUUGCAGCCCAUGGACACAGAGUGCAGCUUCCCCCACUCACCCCGACUUCUCUCCGAGCCAAAGUUGGGGCCCAGAAAGUGGCGGCUUCUCUAAGUUCCACCUGCCUGUGCCACAUGGAUCCAAUGCAGCGCCCUCUGCAGGAGGCCGGAGCCGCAGGAAUCCGAGUGCAGCGAAGAAACCGAGGAACAGCCGGGGGCCGACCAGAUCAGCCGGGGCGGGGAGAGGAACCCUAAAACUUCUGCUCCCCGGGACCUUCCUCCCAGUCUCUGAGCAGCACCAGAGAAACCUAUUGAUAUUCCAGUCAGUGCAGAACCUGCAGUUUCAGCCUCCGAUGCCGCGGCCUCCAAAUCUCAUUUCCUGGUGACCCCGAAGCCUCAGGCGAGACAAGCGCUAAAGGAGUCCUGUACCUGGGCUACUCCUCUCCGGCCGGCUCCAUCCUACAGAAAUACAUGGGAA